AAUCACGUGACCUGUUACGUCACCAUUCUUGCCUAUAUCUACUUCGUUUCAACGACAAUAAACGUUGUUCAUCACCAGACUGCAGGCCUGCUUACAUGGUGGCAGCGGUGCCUAGCUGAAAUGGCCACGCCGCCAGCAAUUUUGCCGUCAACAAUCUUGCCGCCGCCAAAGCCGCUCGACACAUCGGGCAACACCUGGCUUGCAUGGAAAACUUGGAAGAGUGAGUUCACGCUAUUUUUCACUGCUACCCAGUUGACAAAACAAGCGAAAGAAGUGCAAGCAACCACGUUGCUAGUGAUUAUUGGUGAAGAGGCAAGGAAGGUAUACAGCACCUUCACGUUUGAGGCUGAAGAAGACAAAAAUAACAUAGACGUCUUAACUGCCAAGUUUGAAGAGUUCUACAGGCCAGAAACGAAAUUGACCUAUCAUGAAUUUCUAUUUGGGUGCAGAAACCAAAGGGAAGGCGAACCUUUCAAUGAGUGGCUGACGGGGCUACGAAUGUUAGCCACAAACUGUGAAUUUGGGGUAAUGGAAGACCAGAUGCUGCGCAGUCGUAUUAUUCUGGGAAUUCGUGACAAGAACCUGCAGCAGAAACUGAUUGCGAAGAACCCUUCAUUCAAGAAGACUAUCGAUAUCUGUCGCACGCAAAAGCAAGGGAAACAGCAGUUUCGUGAAAUCAGUGAAGCCGUGGAGACAGCGCAGGACACGGCAGUUAACGCAGUUGCAAAGAAAGGGGAUGCCUGCGCCAGGUGCUGCUAUCGCGCACACCACGGCGAAAGAUGCCCCGCCACCGGUGGAACAUGCAAUAAGUGCGGAGGAUUUAACCACUUUGCCCGAGCAUGCAAAUCGGCAACGCCUUCGCAAACCGUUCCUUGCAAGAAGGAAGAACUACGGGAACUCUGCGCAGAAGACGGCAAUUUUUUUCUGCAAACAUUAACGGUGAACCCGGUCAACACAGACCACUGGAGCGCGACGGUGGACAUUGAAGGCCAACCGAUGACUUGCAAAUUAGACACGGGGGCUAAUUGUUGCGUCAUUUCAAGGAGGGACGUUGCAAAGCUACCGGAUCUACCAGAGCAGGCUUGCCUGGUCGCGCUAACAGCAUUUUUUUGGCCACAAGGCAACCGCCCAAGCAAAAGUGCACCUGCGGAUUUCAGCCAAUGA
Molecule: messenger RNA, 1164 nt
Organism: Rhipicephalus microplus (southern cattle tick)
Lineage: Eukaryota; Metazoa; Arthropoda; Arachnida; Ixodida; Ixodidae
Source: RefSeq, a predicted model, not a curated record